AUGCAUUCCCACUCCCACACUCUUGUCUUCACUGCUGUUGUGCUCAUCGAUCGGCUUACGAGCAAUCGCACCAAUCCCUUCAACUCUUUCAGCAAACACCUUGAUUCUCCUCUCCGAGGUCCUCCCUUGUCAUCAUGCUCGACUUUCACCGCGAUUGCAAAAAAGGAUGACCCCUUGUCUUCCAAUGCACUGACACGACCUCGCGAUUACGAACUUCAGGAGGUGCGUGAUUCAAUCACAGUGUGCGUAGAAUAG
Molecule: messenger RNA, 255 nt
Organism: Hydatigera taeniaeformis
Lineage: Eukaryota; Metazoa; Platyhelminthes; Cestoda; Cyclophyllidea; Taeniidae
Source: the annotation of a GenBank genome assembly